Messenger RNA from Sporothrix schenckii 1099-18, 2148 nucleotides. RefSeq names its product fha domain containing protein. The transcript has 3 exons. The record is from RefSeq and is a predicted model, not a curated record. Gene Ontology annotation, biological process: ubiquitin-dependent protein catabolic process; negative regulation of septation initiation signaling; protein ubiquitination. Gene Ontology annotation, cellular component: mitotic spindle pole body; ubiquitin ligase complex; cell division site. Gene Ontology annotation, molecular function: protein binding; ubiquitin protein ligase activity. Lineage: Eukaryota; Fungi; Ascomycota; Sordariomycetes; Ophiostomatales; Ophiostomataceae. The coding region runs from base 1 to 2148 and encodes 715 amino acids.
AUGUUUACUCAAUCAAUACCAGCGCCUGCGCCUGCGCCCUCGCCCUCUUCUCCGGGUCUCCACGCUGUUUCAACAACGACGCCUGCGUCGCCGACCUCGCGAACCAGUCGGCUUCGCGGCCUCAGCUAUCUGCGCAACUACACCCAGAGUCACUUGCUGAACCGCGAACACAGCUCUACAGGUGCUUCGAGCACGGGCAGUGGUAACACCACCGCUGGCACUGGCAACACUGCCAGCCACUUAAAUCAGCCUUCGCCAUCGUCACCGUCGUCUGCAAGCGGUGGUCUCGGGCACUCCGAGACGUACCCGCUCCGUCAGACCCAGUCUGCCGCGGCUGCACCGACCUCGUCCGCCUCUUCGGCUACCGUGAUAGCAUCGGCGGUCGAUCCUGGUCUGUGUCUCGCCCCUGCGGUCUUGCACCCGCUCAGCAUCACAUCGACCAACUCGUCGCAGUCAGUGGCCAGCGACGCCGCUGCACCCCAGCCCGGGUCCCGGGCCCCGGCUGACAACCAACCCGGCGCGUCAACGACUGCAUCUGCUACGGCUCCCACAAGUGCCGCUGUAUCGUCCCUACAGGCUGCCUACCGUUCUGACCUUCAGUCUGCGUCUUCCCCAGCGCCUACGACCACCAACAGCCCCGCUGCCGCCUCGUUGUCUUCUGCCGACGCCAUGGCACCCUCUGUCGCCCCUCAAACGACACCGACUGCUAACGUCAUGACACGGUCACGUUCGGCUACCGAGCCCGGCGCUGCCAACGGCGUUAACAUCGAAAGCCUGCCCUCGAUCCGGUUCUCGACGUUUUACGAUCCCCGUGCUACAAGACCGUCGCUUAAGUUUGCGCCUAUGUCACGCACACUGCCGACGGGCAAGGAGCUGAUUCGCGUCGGGCGUUAUUCGGAGCGUGACAGCCAACCAAACGUCAGCGCCAAUGUGCCCUCGGCUGCACACGUGGGCUUCAAGUCCAAGGUCGUCAGCCGGCGGCACUGCGAGUUUUGGUACGAAAACAACCGCUGGUACAUCAAGGACGUGAAGAGCUCUAGCGGCACAUUCCUGAACCAUAUCCGGCUUAGCCAGCCGGGCACCGAGAGCAAACCCUUUCCCGUCAACGACGGCGAUAUUGUCCAGCUGGGCAUUGACUUCAAAGGCGGUGAAGAGAUGAUCUUCCGCUGCGUUAAGAUGCGCGUGGAAUUGAACCGCGGAUGGCAAAACAAACUAAAUGCCUUCAAUGUCCAAACGCAUAAACGCCUACGGAACAUGACCAAGCCCGAAGGAGACGGCUCGAAACAGUCAUCGCAAGAUUGUUCGAUAUGUUUGAACUCUAUUGCUAGCUUGUUCGUGGCACCAUGCUCACAUACAUGGCACUACAAGUGCAUUCGCGCUCUUCUGGAAUCGCCACAGUAUCCAAGCUUCAUUUGCCCCAACUGCCGUGCCGCUGUCGAUCUUGAGGCCGACGUAGAAGACCCGCCAGAGGAAUGGGAGACGAUGGACAUCGAGGAAGAAGAGAGCGUUGUCACCGGUGCGAACAACGCUCGUUCAAAUGAUGCCUCUGCCCACCAUGUCAAGCCCCGAAUGCCCAGCGAUCAACGGGCUGGUGCGUUGUCCGCCAGCGCCGCGGCUGCUGACAUUGGUGACACGACCAUGCAGGUGGACUCGGUCAUGGAAGAUAUUGACGAGACAACAAGCACCGGACCGGCGGCUCUUGCCCAGCAGCAGCAGCAACAGCAACGGAACGAACGCCAAGAGCUCGAUUCACGGCUACAGCGACAAUUGCUGGUCGAGCAACAGCAACAAGAGGACGAGCCAGAGCCCGUGACAGAGAGCCACGUCUCUCACGCCACAUCUCACCCGGUGCCGAUCCCCUCCGGGAGCCGAUUUCCCUCGACCAGCAGCAUCGCUAACGUGCCGCCGACAGUGUCUGUGAACAGCAACGGAAUUAAUAAUGAACGAACACCCUCUCCUACCGAGCGCCACAUUGCACCGGUAGGCCACGAGGGCCCCAUCACACCUCGGAACGACGCCGGGCCUUGGGUGUUCGAUGGCAGCGGCAUUAGGAUAGGCAGCAGCCGCGCGAGUACCGACAGUCGGCGAGGUGAGAUGCGCAGUCUGGAUACAGCUGCAGCGGAGAUCUCUGGCCAAUUUCGCACCUAG